AUGGAUUUUAUUGAAGGCCUACCCAUGAGUGAAACAAAAACUGUCAUUUUGGUAAUGGUUGAUAUAUUGACUAAGUACAUUCACUUUAUUGGUUUGCAACAUACCUAUACAACAACUAUUGUGGCUAAAGUUUUCUUAAAUCAAGUGGUCAAACUACAUGGAUUGCCUGCUUCCAUUGUGUCUAAUAGAGACAAGGUGUUCACUAGUCAUCUACCUAAGAAAUUGUUUCAGUGGAUAUUCUUAGCUAAAUGGUGGUACAACACCAGCUAUCACACCAGAUUGAAAAUGACCCCCUUUAAGGCUUUGUAUGGUUAUAACCUUCCUCACAUGGCAUUUCCAACACCAUCAGUCACUUCUGUAGUUGCAGUUGAGAGUUAUAUAAAGGAAAGAUAUGUUAUGCUUGAUGUCCUUAAGGAAACACUACAGCAAGCUCAAGCAAGAAUGAAAUUCUUUGCUGGAAAAAACAGGGUCGAUAGAGAUUUUGAAGUGGGAGAAAGGAUAUAUUUGAAAUUACAGCCUUACAGACAAGCCUCUGUAUCAUUGCGCAGGAAUGUCAAGCUCUCUGCUAGGUAUUAUGGUUGA
Messenger RNA from Papaver somniferum (opium poppy), 582 nucleotides. RefSeq lists its product as uncharacterized. Lineage: Eukaryota; Viridiplantae; Streptophyta; Magnoliopsida; Ranunculales; Papaveraceae. The record is from RefSeq and is a predicted model, not a curated record. Gene Ontology annotation, molecular function: nucleic acid binding. Bases 1 to 582 code for a protein of 193 amino acids. The transcript has 2 exons.